UUUCCAAGAAUGAGUCUCUGCGUUUGUUUCCAGAUUAAAUAGAUUUGCACCUUCAAGCAUGAGCAUUUGGAAGGGAGCUGCAGGUUUGACGCUUUCAUGCUUGCUUAUUUCGACCUAUGGGUUUACAAUACCAUUGCCAAAGGCGGGCCUGCAUUGGACCAUGCUUCGUACCGAUCUGAAUGUUCCACGUGGGAAGACCAUAAGCGAACGAAUGCAUGGACGCAAAUCAUCCAUCGAUGGAUUUCAUAGUUUAUUUAGUUCGAAGAAGCUCGAGGAUUGGGAAUCCGUCGAUCAAAGACAUGAGACGUCACAAUCUGAAGAUUCUCCAAAAACAGAAGGCCAAAAUUCAGCUUUCGAUGAAUACAAUACGUGGUGCCGGUGUAUCGAUGAGACAGUGGCGUCAUUGGUCAAAAAGCAGAACGCUCUCGAGAAAGAGCUGGAAAAAGCAAACGACGUUGAGCAGACAGUUAUUCGAGCUCAGCUUCUCACAGCCAACUUGUUCAAGUUUAAAGGUGGAGUCACGUGCGCUGCAGUUCAAGACUGGCAUAACAAUGGCACUAAAUUGGAAUUGAUUCUAAACCCUCGGUACAAAACUGCGGCCCUUGAAGCUGAUGCUCUCUUCAAGCGGGCACGCAAAUUGAAACGAGGAUCAGCUGUGAUUUCCGACUUACUCGACGAAACACACAACGCCUUGACUUUUUUAUCAGAGAUCAGAACGGAUUUCGGCACCAUAGAACACGGUGAUAGCUCAAAGAUUGACGUUGACAUGCUUAAAUUGUUUCAGGAUCGAUUGCUUCAGUCCUCGAGAAGAACUGGCUUCAAAGCCCCCAUGGAAGACUCGUCUACCGUCUCCACAGCAGGCACCAUGAACCGUGCGAGGAAAGCUGCGGUUGGAACGCCUGCUUCGAAUCUGCGAAAGCUGACUUCACCAGCAGGCUGCACAAUUGUUGUUGGGAGAAAUCGAAGAGGGAAUGAAUAUUUGACUUUCAGCAUGGCUCGAGGCAAUGAUAUUUGGUUGCACUCCCGAGGUUGUCCCGGUGCCCAUGUACUCAUUCAACAGCGUCGCGGGAGUGCACAAGUGACAGAAGAAUGCCUCCAGCUAGCUGCAGACUUGGCUGUAUUUUAUAGUGAUGCGCGUAGGGAGCAGCGAGCGGAUGUAAUGGCCGCGGAACCCAAGCACAUACUAAAGCCCCGCGGGUCUCCAUUAGGUACAGUCAAGGUUCGGGAAGAAUGGAAGGUGCUAGCUGGAUUUCCCGACAAUGUCCCACGCGAGCUCAAAGAAGCCCGCGAAGAGUCAGGCCAGCUGGAAGAAUACCGUGCGGCCAACAAGGCAAAGCAUCGCAAGCGGAACAAGGAAGCUACGAAACAGCAGAAGGCGAAAGAACGGUCAAAAACAACCAACUGA
Molecule: messenger RNA, 1405 nt
Organism: Phaeodactylum tricornutum CCAP 1055/1
Lineage: Eukaryota; Bacillariophyta; Bacillariophyceae; Surirellales; Neidiaceae
Exons: 2
Coding region: 59-1405 (448 amino acids)
Biological process (GO): rescue of stalled cytosolic ribosome
Cellular component (GO): RQC complex
Molecular function (GO): tRNA binding; ribosomal large subunit binding
Source: RefSeq, a predicted model, not a curated record